AUGGGGGCGGCGCGGAGGGAGCGAUGCGCUGCUCCCUUCCCCUUCCUGUGGGUGGCGGUUCUUGGGGCGGCGCUGCUGCUGGGCGGCGGCGGCGGGGUCGUCCGCGGCUUGGAGGAGGGUGCCGCGGUUUACAUUGUGACCAUGAAGCAGGCGGCGGCGUCCCACAAGCGCCUCGACUUGGAGAGGUCUGGGAGUACCAGUGUUGCCGCCGCUGGCGGCGGCGGCGGCGGCGGGGAUACUCCGGCCACCAGCGUUCUCAGGAAGCCCAGGCAUGGUUCAUCCAAACCUCUGAAUUAUGGCUCAUACCUAGUUCACCUGCAUAAUUCUCUCUUGAAGAAGACACUAAGAGGAGAACACUACAUAAAGUUGUACAGUUACCACUACUUGAUUAAUGGUUUUGCUGUUGUCCUCACUUCUCAGCAGGCAGAGAAGCUAUAUAGGAGAAAAGAAGUGGCAAACAUGAUGUUGGAUUUCUCUGUUAGGACCGCAACUACAUAUACCCCUGAGUUCCUUGGCCUGCCACAGGGUGCAUGGGUGCAAGAAGGUGGUCCUCAGUGUGCUGGCCAGGGUGUUGUUAUUGGCCUCAUUGAUACAGGAAUUGAUCCAAAUCACCCUAGCUUUGCAGACGACUUGACAACUGAUAAUUAUCCAGUUCCUGCUCACUAUACUGGCAAUUGUGAGGUUACAAAUGAUUUUCCAUCUGGAUCCUGCAACAGGAAGCUUGUCGGUGCUCGUCAUUUUGCAGCAUCUGCAAUAACCCGAGGAGUCUUUAAUGCCUCUCAAGAUCUUGCUUCACCAUCUGAUAGUGAUGGCCACGGAACCCACACAGCCUCCAUCGCGGCUGGUAAUCAUGGAAUUCCUGUUAUUGUGGCUGGCCAUCACUUUGGGAAUGCAAGUGGAAUGGCUCCUCGUGCACACAUUGCUGUCUAUAAAGCUCUGUACAAAGGCUUUGGAGGUUUUGCUGCUGAUGUAGUGGCUGCAAUAGAUCAGGCAGCUGAAGAUAAUGUGGAUGUAAUCAGUUUAUCUAUUACCCCUAAUAGGAGGCCUCCUGGAUUGGCUACAUUCUUUAAUCCAAUUGAUAUGGCACUAAUGUCAGCUGUGAAAGCUGGCAUAUUUGUUGUGCAAGCUGCAGGAAAUACUGGUCCUUCCCCUAAGAGCAUGUCUUCAUACAGUCCGUGGAUUUUUACUGUAGGCGCUUCUGCUCAUGACAGGGAGUAUAAAAAUUAUGUUGUACUUGGCAACAAUUUGACCAUUCCAGGAGUUGGCCUUGCUCCUGGAACAGAUGGUGAUUCCAUGUACAAUCUAAUUGCUGCACCUCAUGCACUCAAAAAUUAUACCACCAGUCCUAUUGAAAUGUCCCUAGGGGAGUGCCAAGAUUCAAGCCACCUUGAUAAAGAUCUGAUAAGGGGAAAGAUACUGGUCUGCAGCUAUUCCAUAAGAUUUGUACUUGGCCUCUCUUCUGUGAAGCAAGCUUUAGAUACAGCAAAGAAUGUCAGCUCCGCAGGAGUUAUAUUCUACUUGGACCCUUUUGUCCUUGGUUUCCAGCUUAACCCAACUCCAAUGGAUAUACCUGGACUUAUUAUACCAUCAUCUGAUGACUCUAAGAUAUUCCUAAGUUAUUACAAUGAGUCACUUGUACGAGAUGAAACGUCAAACAGAAUUGUCAGCUUUGGUGCAGUUGCAAAAAUACUAGGAGGUCUGGAGCCAAACUAUGGCAGUUCUUCACCAAAAGUAAUGUUUUAUUCUGCUAGGGGUCCUGACCCAGAGGACAACACAUUGGCCAAUGCUGAUAUCUUGAAACCAAAUCUGAUUGCACCUGGCAGUUCCAUCUGGGGAGCUUGGAGUUCACUUGGGUUAGAUUCUGCUGAAUUUACAGGUGAAAGUUUUGCGAUGCUCUCUGGAACAAGUAUGGCCGCACCACACGUUGCUGGCCUUGCUGCUCUAAUCAAGCAGAAGUUUCCUUCUUUCAGCCCAGCAGCUAUAGGUUCAGCGCUGUCUACCACUACAACUCUCAGUGACAGGCAAGGGAGCCCAAUCAUGUCACAGCGAACAUACAGCAACCCGGACUCAACACAAACUCCAGCUACACCUUUUGACAUGGGGAAUGGGUUUGCCAAUGCUACUGCAGCUUUGGACCCCGGACUGAUAUUUGAUUGCAGUUAUGACAACUACUUCUCAUUUCUCUGUGGUAUAAAUGGUUCUGCUCCAGUAGUGACGAAUUACACCGGCAGCAACUGUGGGGUCUCCACGAUGACUGGAGCAGACCUAAACCUACCCUCAAUCACCAUAGCAGUGCUCAACCAGUCGAGAACAAUAACAAGAACGGUCACCAAUGUGGCAUGCGACGAGAACUACACGGUCAGUCUCAACGCACCUUACGGGGUGACAGUGUCCGCAGCACCUACACAGUUCUUCAUUCCCAGCGGGCAGGAGCAGGUCGUGACCUUCGUUGUGAAUGCCACCACAAACAACUCUUCCGCAAGCUUUGGGUUUGUUGGAUUCUAUGGCGACAGGGGUCACCAGGCGAUCAUUCCGUUUUCGGUCAUGUCCAAGGUCGUGUACAGUUCUUGAUCACUGAUAAGCUGACGCCAUCCUAUGGAAAUGGUGACCUGACUGAUCCAGUAUACGCAGCGGCGACUUGACUUGUGGCUAGAAUGACCAGAAUUUAUUUAGUUGUUCUUCUUGUCAGGAUUAUUUAGUUGUUCUUUUUGUCAGGGUUAUUUAGUUGUUCUUUGUUGUACAUUUUGAAGCAUGUUAUGUAAGUAGAUGAGUGGGUGAACAAUAACUGUAAAGAGAAUUUACUAAU
Lolium rigidum is the source of this 2806-nucleotide messenger RNA. Its product is annotated as subtilisin-like protease SBT2.3. Gene Ontology annotation, molecular function: serine-type endopeptidase activity. The coding region runs from base 1 to 2571 and encodes 856 amino acids. Gene Ontology annotation, biological process: proteolysis. The record is from RefSeq and is a predicted model, not a curated record. The transcript has 10 exons. Lineage: Eukaryota; Viridiplantae; Streptophyta; Magnoliopsida; Poales; Poaceae.